AAAAUAAAAAAAAAUAUUUUUUUUAAAAGGGGAAGGAAAAGGAAAGGAGGAGGGGAGGAGGCAGGAAGGCAGCCUCAUGGUAUCUGGCUGGUUUGGGUUUGUUGGAACCAGAAAAUGAUUCAGGCAUAAACACAAACACCUCCGGGCAUUGUUUUACCAUGGCUCGGAAGGUUGACGGGAAGCCCCAAACGCCGCCGUCCAAACCCAGGCUCCGCCCCAAGCCCGCCGCCAACCCUAAACCUUCUUCUCUCCCCACGGCUAAGGUGAAGAAGCCAGGCAAGCCGAACGAGAAGGAAGUGGAGCAUUCCAUGCCUAUGAAGGAGCUUUCCAAUACCCAAAUUACAAAGAUGUUGAGUCAUGCAGGGAAGUCCCCAGCCAUUAGCAAUACACAGUAUGAGUUUCCAGUUGAUGGAUCACCCUCACGAGGUCAAGCAAAGUCAUCUGCUGUCAUUCGAGCACAGGAAGUUCGAUCAAAACUAGAACGUCAAUUCCCUAGCUUCGUGAAAUCACUGGUCAGAUCACACGUGGCCAGUUGUUUUUGGAUGGGGCUUCCUUCGCUGUUCUGCAAAUCACACUUACCAGAUAAAGAUAUUACAAUGACUUUGGAAGAUGAAAGUGGUAGACAGUAUCAGUUGAAAUACAUUGCAUGCAAGACCGGACUCAGUGCUGGUUGGAGACAGUUUGCUGCUUCUCACAAUUUACUCGAGGGAGAUGUUCUGGUCUUCCAAUUAGUCGAACUUACAAAAUUUAAGGUUUACAUAAUAAGGUCAAAUGGUAUGGCUGAAGUUGAUGGGGCUCUUGGCCUUCUAAAUUUGGAUAAUAAUACAAAACAAAAGGAUUCAGAUAAAGAUAAUGCAGAAACGAGCACUACGCCUUGUAAUGACUCCAUCAGGAAACGCGCACAUUCUCCUCAGUUAGUAGUUCCAAAGAAGAAAAAGAUUGGUUUGCAGCGAGCCGAACAAUCUGAAAACGAUAGUGAGGACGCUGGUUCAGAAGUUUCAGAAGAUCUCAAGUCACCUGCCGCAGCUCUUCAAUUUGAGGACAUCCGAAGUUAUGAGAAUUUUCACAUUCUAGUAGAUGGGUUGUUUCUAGAUUCUGAGUUCCCCGAAGAUGUUCGAAAGAAGUACUACAAGCUCUGCCGCAGCCAGAAAGCGUUUCUUCAUGAAAAUGUUAUCAAGGGCAUGAAUCCUAAUUUGAUUAUAGGAGCUAUAUCUGAAACUGUAAAUAUUGCCGAUUCCAUUAAAGCUUGCAAGGUCACUACACAUCGAGAUGAUUUUGUGUCUUGGGACAAGUAUUUAACGGCCUUUGAGUUGUUGGGCAUGAAUGUUGGAUUUUUACGUGAUCGGAUAUGUCGGCUUGCAAACCUAGCCGACGACUCAGGAGCUGCAUUGGAGGCAAAAAUGUACAAAGAAGCUAGAAUUGAGCGGUCGCAGGCAGGAAUAGGAAUAAGAAAUAUCGAAGUGAAGCUGGAGGAAAUGAGGGAGGCGUGCGAUGAAUUCGGCGCUGCCAUUGAGAGCCUGAGAUCAAAAGCUGAAAUCAACACGCUCAAGUUCCAGGAAGAGGUUACUGCUCCUUGGUAAAUAGGCUACCGUGAAGUGUAAAAUCCUCUUCCCUUUUUGCUUUCAUGUCUCAAUGUACUUGCUUGUAGUUUAUCUGUGACCCAAAAGAUGGCUGUUUGUGCUUUGUGUGGUUCUGGAAACGACUAGCAACUAGUAACUUUAGCUAUGUGAUGUUUUUUUGGCUAAGAGAGCUUUCAGCUAUUAAUACAGAUUAAGAUUACAGUAAUUCAGUAUUA
Messenger RNA from Malus domestica (apple), 1795 nucleotides. RefSeq names its product B3 domain-containing protein Os01g0234100-like. The record is from RefSeq and is a predicted model, not a curated record. Lineage: Eukaryota; Viridiplantae; Streptophyta; Magnoliopsida; Rosales; Rosaceae. Gene Ontology annotation, molecular function: DNA binding.